This is a messenger RNA of Ciona intestinalis (vase tunicate), 1701 nucleotides long. Lineage: Eukaryota; Metazoa; Chordata; Ascidiacea; Phlebobranchia; Cionidae. The record is from RefSeq and is a predicted model, not a curated record.
UAACAAAAUACACACUAAAUGUUCGCUAAGACAACGAAAACCUGCUACUGUCUAUUCUGUACUAUAUGUGGACACUAUCUAAGUCAAAACUGACAGAAAAACUGAUGUAGAAGACUGGAAAACUCGAGAAAUUUCUACAAAGUUCGAUGCAAACCGCGAAAAUAAAAAUCUUAACAUGGCAUUUUUGGGGGCGAUUUGCGACGUUUGGCGCACAAAUGCAAGAAUUCAAGGAUUUUUUUACGAAUUUCGUUGUGUUAUUGAAUAUAAUGAUGUUCAAACUACAUUACAGAUUCAUACUCUUUCAAUGAUUUGAAACAUCAUAAAAUCAACAUCAGACUUACAACGGGCCCUGCAGUAACACCACAAGUCGAAAAACAGAUAUUUUUCCAGCUUUUGAUUCUCUUGGAGUCUGGAAUUAUAGGAUCGUGACGUCACAAUAAAUCGCGUUCUCGUAAAAUUGAUUCGAAUUAAUCCCGGCUGGUCGACUGUUACGUCACAAAGCCUCUAACUCUGACAGAUGUCAGCUCGAUUUCUGACGAAACAACCAUUAUUGUGACGUAGACGUGACGUAACAGACGAUGCUGGUCUUUGUUUGUUUCAUAUAUUGGAUCAUAUUUGGUAUUGUGACGUCACAGAGCAACGAUGCGCCAUACUUCACUAAUGGUUGGCAUUGGCAAUUUUCUGAAGGCGACGUCAUUGGUUCGCAACCUCGCUCUGCCAUUUCUGGUCAAACCGUUCAACUGUUGGCUGGCGACGAAAGGUCACGACCCUUGACCUUUAGGGUCAAAGGUGACAUCGGGUUGAGAUAUUUUACAGUGGAUUCGAAAACCGGGGUUGUCAAACUGAGAAAGCAAUUUGACCGCGAGGUAGCAAGCAUGUACAAAGCACAAUUCAGCGUUAGUAAUGGAGUCUAUGAGUUGGACAAGAUUGCGUCAAUUAGCGUCACAAACAUAAACGACAAUGCCCCAUUAUUCGAACAUAAUCCAUACAUUGCUAAUAUACCCGAAGAUUUAGAGAUCGGAUCCGAAGUUCUCCGAAUCCAAGCUUCGGAUCCCGACACUGGGUUCGGAGGAAUUGUGCAAUUCUCAUUAGACGAGGCACGUGACUUCCCCUUCCACCUUGACCCCGACACAGGGGUCAUGACCUUGCAAUCUGACCUCGACUACGAACGGUUGCCAAGUUACCGGUUUGAUGUCACAGCACGUGACGGCGACUUAGACAAUCCGUUGUCAUCAUCCGUGCCCGUAGUUAUAACAAUCGAUGACGUUCAAGACAACGAACCUAGAUUCGUCCAUUUACCUUAUAAUAGAAGAAUAAACGAAGAUAUUGCAAAGGGCACCAGUGUUGUGACCAUUUCCGCCAUAGAUGGCGACAGAGGGCAGCCUAAUGACGUAGCUUACUCCAUUGUUUCCGGUAACGAAGACGGGAAGUUUUCACUAGAUUCCUCCGGUGACGUCAGAGUUGCGUCACGAAUCGAUCGUGACGUCAUCGGGUUUAGCGGAAGUUACGUAUUAACAAUUCGCGCGACUGAAAUACCAACGCGUGGAUCGAGCGGCGGCGCUUUUCGUGAGGUCAGCUUUGACGUCAUAGUUGAUGACGUCAACGAUGAACGGCCUCGAUUUGAACGACGUAGUUACAGAAUGAAUGUUCCUGAGACCACACCUGUUGGUACUGCGCUACCCAUGCUUAUACGGGUCGAAG